AUGGGAUACUCUACGAUCUUGAACGGCGUCAUCGCUGUGCUUUUCAAACUUGAGGUGGGCAUGGGGAUGGUCGGAAAAAACAGAAAGACGGGCAAAAUUCCAACGUGGAUAAAACGUGAUGGCAAAUUUGUUCAAGAAAAGGUUCCGACGGCAUCAGAAGUCCAGCCCGGCUGGUGGGUUGGCGGCUGCUACGCGCACGAGCUGAAAAAGGACUGGGCUGGUGUCGUUGAUUUGACGGUGGAAUUUCCAGAGUCUUGCAUCAAACGCACCCGAGGCUACAUUUCUCUGCCAACUUGGGACGGUGUCCCCUGUUCCCCAGCUCAGCUUGAGGAGGCAGCCACUUUUGCCGUCAACGCUGCUCAGCAAGGGGGCGAUGUACUUGUCCACUGCGCACACGGACGGGGGCGCAGUACCACCGUUAUGUGUGCUUGUCUCGUCAAAGCUGGACUCUUUGAUACGUGGAAAGAAGCUUUUGAAAAAGGAAUUCAGCCCCAGCGCUCUGUAUGUAAAUUGAACAAAAGAAUGCGGGAGAACCUCACAGCUUGGCAAGAGCACUAUGUCGACGGUGAACCUAAGAAGAAGGGCCAAUAG
This is a messenger RNA of Phaeodactylum tricornutum CCAP 1055/1, 591 nucleotides long. RefSeq lists its product with no specific name. The record is from RefSeq and is a predicted model, not a curated record. The transcript is spliced from 2 exons. Gene Ontology annotation, molecular function: protein tyrosine/serine/threonine phosphatase activity. Lineage: Eukaryota; Bacillariophyta; Bacillariophyceae; Surirellales; Neidiaceae. Gene Ontology annotation, biological process: protein dephosphorylation. Bases 1 to 591 code for a protein of 196 amino acids.